This is a messenger RNA of Gracilinanus agilis (Agile Gracile Mouse Opossum), 987 nucleotides long. Its product is annotated as SH2B adapter protein 3-like. NCBI's taxonomy places the organism in Eukaryota, Metazoa, Chordata, Mammalia, Didelphimorphia, Didelphidae. The record is from RefSeq and is a predicted model, not a curated record. Gene Ontology annotation, biological process: intracellular signal transduction. Gene Ontology annotation, cellular component: plasma membrane. The annotation marks the transcript as partial. The transcript is spliced from 2 exons. Gene Ontology annotation, molecular function: transmembrane receptor protein tyrosine kinase adaptor activity.
AUGAAUGGGCCGGCCCUUCAGCCUUCGCCCUCCUCGAACCCCCGGGGCUGGAGUGAAUUCUGUGAGCUUCAUGCCGUGGCCACAGCCAAGGAGUUGGCCAAGCAGUAUUGGCUGUUUGCCAGCGAGCAUCCCCACCAUGACCUGCUGGGAGCUGACCACUUCUCCCUGCAGUUCACGGACCUCUUCCAGCAAUACUUCCGACACGAGGUGAGAGAGGGCUGGGCCAUGCACCAGCUACGGCUGCGGCCCAUCACCUCCCGGGUCCGGGACUACCGAGAGACAGGCCGGAGGCACACAGAUGGCUCGGCGGCACCUCCCAAGGCAGAGGGACCUGCGGAGCUGGGCGAGCGGGCCCCCGAGGUGGCCUCCCAGACCCUGCCCAAGUCCCGGAGCUCAGAAGACCUCCCGGGAGGGGCCUCCCCUCUAGCCUCCCCUCGCUCCAUCGCCCAUUACUCCUUCCACCACCUACGGAGGAGCCUUCGCCACAUCUUCCGACGACGGCCCUCCGAAACGCUGCCCUCCGGGGAAGGGACGGCCGAGGGGGAGGCGGGCGAUGGCCCUUCUAAGCAGGGUCUGGCCAAGAAAAUCCUACCCUGGAGCCUAUCCAGGGAGCCCGUUCCUGAGGCCCGAAAGGAGGGUGUCCUCAAAUAUGGCCUAGUGGACGAGGCCACCAUGGACAGUGGGGCCCUGCGGCAGCGGGGGCGGCUGGUGUUGAGGAAGGUGGUGAGCCCAGAAGGUGGUGAAGACCAUAUCCUGGAGCUGUUUGAUCCCCCCAAGAAACGAGCAGGGCUUCCUCAUCAUGCUUUCCUCGGGUCUCGGGAGUCUUGUGGUCGAAGACACUGGCAGAUGGGGAUUGUGGGAACUCGCAGGGGGAGUUCAGGGGUCCUGGAGGUGCAUGGGGUCAGGGGAAAGAAGAAGGAGACGGGCUCUGCAGGAAGACAGGCCUUCUGCAUCCGCUUCUUGGAGCUCUGGACAGUCUUCUCAAGG